AUGCAAGAAAUGGAAAACCCAAAGGCUUCAACAGAUCAUCAGCUUGAGCCAAGGGAUACUUACAGAGUUGCUUAUGUAAUCCAUUUCUUGCUUGGUGCAGGCAACUUGCUUCCGUGGAAUGCUUUCAUCACGGCUGUUGAUUACUUCGGUUAUCUCUACCCUGCCAAGCAUGUCGAAAAGGUUUUCUCCGUGGGUUACAUGAGCACCUCGGUGCUGGUUUUAGUUGUUAUGAUGAGUUCGGGUUCGUGCUGCGGGACAAAUCUGGCUCUGACUCGUAGGUUUAGACUGAACAUGGGGUUUUCCACGUUUCUUCUCUCCCUAAUGGUGGCUCCGACUAUAGACUGGGUGUGGCAGGGUGGUUGGUCUGAAGAGAAACAAAGUGCAGCCUAUUUCAUGACGGUCACAGCCGUUGUAAUAUGCGGUUUAGCGGAUGGAUUGAUAGCAGGGAGCUUGAUAGGAUCAGCUGGAAAGCUUCCAAAACAGUACAUGCAGGCUAUUUUUGCUGGAACUGCCUCUUCAGGUGUGCUGGUUUCAAUCCUGCGAAUAACAACUAAGGCUUCACUUCCGCAAACCCCAGCGGGCCUGCGAGCAAGUGCUCACUUCUACUUUAUAGUCAGUGCAACUAUCCAGCUUUGUUGCAUUCUUUGCUGCAAUUUGCUAUACAAGUUACCAGUUAUGCAACAGCAUUACAGGAUUCUUGGAGAUGACCCAUUUUGCUCCAGCCCACAGUUUUGGACCGUGGCGAGAAAGAUCUGCUGGCCAGCACUUGGGAUUCUCAUGAUUUACGUAGUGACCCUGUCGAUUUUCCCUGGAUUUAUAGCUGAGAAUCUGGAGUCGAAAUUUCUACGAGACUGGUAUCCUGUUUUACUGAUCACAGUGUAUAAUGUGGCAGAUUUCAUGGGAAAGUCUCUGACCGCAAUAUAUGUUCUACAGAGCAUUAAGAAAGCUACAUGGGCUUGCAUAUCCAGGCUUUUAUUUUAUCCACUUUUCACCGCUUGCCUCCACGGACCGAAGUGGCUUAAGGGUGAAAUACCAGUAGUGGUGCUUACAUUUAUGCUCGGACUGACUAAUGGAUACCUAACAAGCGUGUUGAUGAUCCUAGCCCCCAAGACUGUACCAGUGUCAGAAGCAGAAUUAUCUGCAAUCGUGCUGGUUGUGUUCCUGGGGAUCGGUUUGGUCGGUGGCUCAGUUCUUGGUUGGUUUUGGAUCAUUUGAUCCCCUUCCUCAGCUCCCCUUGUCUCCCAACAGCUAGUUUUCCUUGCAAAAGGAAAAAAAAAGCUUUCCCUUCAUGUGCUCCCCAAUCUGUGAAAAACACCAGAAGGAAAAAAUCCACGAUCUAUCAAAAAAAUCUGGGUGGUAUCUUCUUUAGCUACACCAUACAUGAGUAAUUAAUUUGAUCACAGUUUUCCUUCAUUUUUUUUUUCUGCAAAGAAAAGAAAGAACUCAUAAAGUUGGAUUAAGGCACAAUCUUUGAUUAAUUAAGUCAAAAAGAUAACGUGAAAAGAAUUGAAUAUUCUCGCCUGCACAAAGUUUAAUACGAUCCCAAAGGCAAUGAAUAAUAACAAAACAACCAAAAAGGAGAAUACAAAUAAAAAACAGUGGUUUUUGUCUUUUAAUCUUUUGAUAACAUCAACAACAGGGAAUCUUUUUACAAAUGAUAAUCAUCAAUAACCUGAAUUCACAAAAAGGAAUCAAAAUAGAUGGAUUAAAAAAAAGAAACAAGAACAUUUCACUGGAAGAUUUAUUUUUCAUAUAUUAUUUAUAUUCCCUUUUACAUUAUAUGGUACCACCAAGGAUGAGAAAAGGCAAAACAGAGUUCUCAAUAACUACACAUAAUUCACUCAUAUCAUUUCUACUUAAAAACAAAGAAAAAGGUAAUAUGAACAAAAAAAGUCAGAAAAAUAGCUAAAUAUACAAGCCAUGUCAGAGAAGGAUCUUAAGAAGCAGCAGUCAAAGGUGGAGGCAUUGAAGAAACUCCAUGGAUAAAGCUUGGCUCUGGUACUUCACUAAAAUUUUCCCCAUCUUCUUCUUCCUCAGCAUCCCAAAGAAACCUUGCAUAUGAUGCUAGCACAAAACUGCAAAUUUUCAUCAAAACAAAGAUGACAAUUUUCAAUCAAUCAUUGUGUGGUUGAACAUAAACGAUUAAACCCAUUGUUUAGAAUUUAGUUUUCUUGGGGAAGGAGGGAUUUACCAGUCAUCAGGAGCUGCUUUAACAGCUUGAUCGAAGUAAGUUUCAGCUCUGGAACUAUCUUUGUGAGUUUCCCAGAUUAAAUCAGCAUACAUAGAUAGGACAUUCCCGUCAAUUGGAUUAGCCAAGAUCGCCCUCCCGCAGUAUUCCUCGGCUUUCACGAAAUCCCCACGAACCUGUCCGGUUU
Gossypium arboreum is the source of this 2375-nucleotide messenger RNA. Its product is annotated as equilibrative nucleotide transporter 8. Bases 1 to 1215 code for a protein of 404 amino acids. Gene Ontology annotation, cellular component: plasma membrane. Lineage: Eukaryota; Viridiplantae; Streptophyta; Magnoliopsida; Malvales; Malvaceae. Gene Ontology annotation, biological process: nucleoside transmembrane transport. Gene Ontology annotation, molecular function: nucleoside transmembrane transporter activity. The transcript is spliced from 2 exons. The record is from RefSeq and is a predicted model, not a curated record.